Molecule: messenger RNA, 2385 nt
Organism: Oncorhynchus mykiss (rainbow trout)
Lineage: Eukaryota; Metazoa; Chordata; Actinopteri; Salmoniformes; Salmonidae
Source: RefSeq, a predicted model, not a curated record
CGUUGUGCAUGGUAGGAUAUAAUUAGGUGAAGGACAGGCCUUCGUUGAGUAAAGCGUGAGGAAAUAGCUACAGUUCUUUUUGGAAUCAACAAAUAGUUCUAAUGAGAUGUGUUCAUUAUAACUUCCCGUCAACUUAUUUUCAUGAUAAAAAGCACGUUUUUAUAAGAUUGUCUCAUCAUUCAAACCAGCUGGGAUCGACCAUCGAGAACUGACCAUGAAAAAUAAACUUUCUGGAAAGAGUGAGGGGCCAUCUGUGGACAAACAGUCCAUGGACUAUGUAGUGGGAUCAGUAUCGGGCAGCUUGUUUCCAAAGGAGUCUGCAUCCAGCUCGGGAUCUUUAUCUGCCUUGUUCCAAGCUGCGCCAGUAGUUGACACACUGUUCUUUGUUCCUGCUCCUAAGCCUGAACCCAGGAGCGUGGAGGUGAAGGAAGGCGCAGUCACAAAAGUCCCGAACAACCAGAAACAAACGAAGAAAGCUGCAAAGGACAAAUCGGCUGCAGACCUAAAUCUAGAAAACAGAGAAAGUGCGUUACAAAAUGCUGACGAAGAUGAACAGGUCCCAAAGAUGCCCAAGAAGACUAAAAGGAAAGCUGUUGAGAUGGAAGAAGGGGGUGCGACAGAGGAGGAGGAAAGGCAGACAAAAAAACAGAGGACUGGAGCCCAAAUUGCGGCGGAGAGGGUAAAGCAGAAACGAACCGUGUUUGUCGGCAACCUUCCUGCCAGCUGCACAAAGAAGACACUACAGCUUGUCUUCAAGGAUCAGGGAGCCAUUGAAAGCAUUCGAUUUCGAUCCGUGGUAAGAGAGGAUCCAUCUAUGUCACGCAAAGUAGCAGCUAUUCAACGUAAGGUUCACCCAAAGAAGCAGAGCAUCAAUGCCUACGUGGUGUUCGAAGCUGAGGAAGGAGCCGAGAAGGCAUUGGAAAGGAACGGCAUGGAGAUUGAGAAAAACUUUCACAUCCGGGUGGACAGGGUCUCCAAAAGUUCAUCGCACGAUCACAAGAGGUCAAUAUUCAUUGGCAAUCUACCAUUCGAUAUAAACGAAUUGCCAGUGCGACAGCACUUUGAGGAGUGUGGCAAGGUGGAGGGGGUGCGGUUGGUGCGGGACAAGAACUCUGGAAUGGGCAAGGGCUUCGGCUACAUCUUAUUCCAGAGCAUCGAUGCUGUCCAGCUGGCCUUGAAACUAGACAGCUCCAAACUCCUCGGGAGGUCGGUCCGGGUGAAGAGGUCAGUGAAGAAGGAGAAAGAGAAGAAGGUGGUGCACAGAGGGCCUAGAGGGAAAGAAAGAGAAACUAAGGGUGCAGGGAAGGAGCCUACCAAAGGAGGAUUUAAGGGGAGACCGGGCCAGGGCGUUCCCCACAACAAAUCUUCCGGGAGGCCGCAGGGGAAGGGGCCUCAAAUGAAAUCGAUGGGGAAGCCAUUCAAGAAAAGUCCAGGCGAGGCACAGAAAGCCACCACAGGCCCCUCUUCCUUCAAAGGUGAGAUGGCCGACCCAAACAGCAAAAAAGCCAAGGCGAAAGCACUGAAGAAGAAACUCAAACCGAGGAAAAGGAAUCAGGUUGUACACAUUUGAUGGUCUGUGCCUUCUGAUGCAUCGUUAAAGCAGAAAAUUUGUUGUAAAAUGAUCAUGGUGUGUAAACGUUCCUGACGUAACAUCCAGGCCCUCCCACAUUUCCAGUUGAAACAUGGUUGUUUUUUAGGUUGGGGCUGGUAAGGUAAUGGUAAGGUUAAACAUUCAUGAACUAAAUAACAUUUUAGAAGAAGCAAAGGUGUUGUCAUUUACCUUUUUAUUUAGAUUUCUUACAAAGAGGAACAACCUUAAUGACCUAAGAGAACAUUCAAUCACUUUAAAGUAUCCAUGUCAGACUGAAAACAAAACAAUAACUUAUACAAUGAAACAACAGCGUUGAGACAUCACAUGUAGGAUCAAGGAAAUUGAAAGAAGUUUGUAGAAAGAGGUUUUAGUACAGGGGCUAUAUGUAUCAAGCCUCAGUAGGAAUUAUUUUUAAAGAUCAGUUUCCUUUCAGAUCACAAUGAAUAAGACUGCAUGGGCAGGGGGGAGGACCUGAUCCUAUUCAAGAAGCUUAAUACAUAUGGUCCCAGAGCUGUGUAAACAUGGGGGUGGUUGCAAGGAUGGUAUUGUAAAUGCUGAGAAAUGUUUUACUAUACCUUUCAGAGACGACACUGUAAGAGAAGCGAAACACUAACUGCAUAUGAAUCCAAUAAAAUGGGUCCAAUAGGCAUUUGAUUGGUUACCAUUGCUGCAAAUCAAGAGAUGGCAAUCUGAUGCGACCAAUAGUAACACACAACGUGUGGUAAUUGGACGGGUUCAUGUUUUACAUUUGGACAGAAGCAAAAAGAAUACCUUCAAGUGAGUUAAAAAAAAAA